AUGUCCUCGUACAAACCAGAUGAAACUGAGCUUUCGGUCCUCAGCCUUGGGCUCAGUUUCAAUGCCCAAGCUGCCACACAUAAAAAGAAGUUUGUAUGUGCCGUGGAGAACGCCGUUAGUCAUGUUGAUCCCACGCACCGUGAUGAUGCCCGCAUUCAUGUUGUGUCUGUUCUCUCCAGACUCUGGGGCCCCCAUUCUUCGUCCCUGUCUUCAGAAGAGCGUCAAGCGGUAAAGAGGGCUCGCGGCAACCGCAAGGUCAUGAUCCUUCCCGCGGACAAGGGGAACGCGACUAUUCUGUUGGACCAAGUCGACUACUCCCAGAAGAUGCCGACGCUGUUAGUAGACACGAAUACGUACCUUCAAUUUGACUGGAAUCGUACACCCAAGAUGCAAAGAGACUACGAGAAGCUUUUGGACGAUGUCUUCCGCAUGUCCCCUCCCCCCUGA
Dermacentor albipictus is the source of this 447-nucleotide messenger RNA. RefSeq lists its product as uncharacterized. The record is from RefSeq and is a predicted model, not a curated record. NCBI's taxonomy places the organism in Eukaryota, Metazoa, Arthropoda, Arachnida, Ixodida, Ixodidae.